AUGACUUUCCAGUGUCAGCGGGAUUGUUAUAUGAAAGAGUUUGUCACAACUGUAUUAUCCUGUUGUCCUGGCGAGCUCAAGCAGGAAAUAGGUGGAAAGAAAGAAACUGUGAAGGGAUUCACUGUCAAGCUGAAGGACACCAUUUUAUUUCCUGAGGGUGGUGGCCAGCCAGAUGACCACGGGCUGAUUGCUGACAUCCCAGUAUUGAGAGUGACUAGACAGGGCCAAGAUGCCGCACACUUUGUGGGCUCACCCCUGGAGGUGGGUCAGGAGGUGCAAGUGAAGGUAGAUUGGCAGAGGAGGUUCGACCACAUGCAGCAACACUCAGGACAGCAUUUGAUCUCAGCAUUGGCUGAAAGCAUGUUUGGAUAUGUGACAACAUCUUGGGAACUUGGGCGUCAGAGAAGCAACAUUGAACUGGACACCCCGGCUGUUAAACCAGGCCAAGUGCAGGCACUGGAGGAAGCUGCCAAUGAGAAGAUCAGAGCUCACAUCCCAGUUAAUGUUAAGCUACUUUAUGGUGACAGCCCUGAGCUGGAAAAGGUGAGGAGCAAAGAGCUGCCCGACGACCACGCGUGGCCAAUUCGAAUAAUUGAUAUCGAGGGAGUCGACGCCAACAUGUGUUGUGGAACGCAUGUGUCGAACCUCAGUCACUUACAGGUUAUUAAACUGCUGGGGACAGAGAAAGGAAAGAAAAACAAAACUAACCUGAUUUUCCUGGUGGGAAACAGGGUGUUGAAAUAUGCAGAGAAAAGCUACUGUACUGAGCGCUCUUUGGUGGCUCUUCUAAAAACUGGGCCUGAUGAGCAUGUUGAGGCAGUGGACAAAUUGCAGAAAUCAAUGAAGCUUGUGCAGAAAACAAACCUGACCCUGCUUCGAGAUAUGGCCGUCAUCAUCACUCAAAACUUUAAAAAUGACCCAAAUCGCGGCAACUUCUUCAGCUUGCACAAGAAAGAAGGCGACAAUGAAUUCAUGAAUAUUAUUGUUAAUGAAAUGAACACAGAGGAAACUUUAGUUUUCCUUACUGUAGGAGAGGAAAAGGGGCCUGGUAUGUUUCUGCUAGCUGGACCCAGCGAGCAAGUGACAGCGAUGGGACCACGGUUAUUGGAGCUGCUUCAAGGGAAAGGAGCAGGAAAAAAUGGACGUUUCCAAGGCAAAGCCAACAGCCUGGCACGUAGAAGCGAGGUGGAAGCUUUAUUACAACAACACUGCAAUCGUCAUACCUCAAAGGAACAAUAA
Molecule: messenger RNA, 1239 nt
Organism: Nerophis lumbriciformis (worm pipefish)
Lineage: Eukaryota; Metazoa; Chordata; Actinopteri; Syngnathiformes; Syngnathidae
Source: RefSeq, a predicted model, not a curated record